UUGUUUAUCAUCGUUCUCGUGUCUUCACAGCUUCACUAGUCCACCAUUCUAGUCCGCAACCGCGCAAGUGAUAGGCUAGUGAUUGUUCUUCAUUGUGUAACCAUGCUGACCCGGCAUAUCCGCACAACAAUCCCCCGGUUUAUACCGGUCCGAUUGACUAAAGCCUGUUACUCGGAACAGCACCAGCAAAGUGAUCGACGUGAUGAAUCUGAAACUACACAUUUUGGAUAUGAAACCGUAAAGGAAAGUGAGAAAUGGAAAAAGGUGCAUAAAGUGUUCGAGCAAGUGGCAUCCUCUUAUGAUCUGAUGAAUGAUGCAAUGUCCUUCGGGAUACAUCGGGUGUGGAAAGACAUCUUUAUGGAACGCCUGGCACCGAUUGGCGGUGGCAAUCGAUUGCUGGAUAUGGCCGGUGGAACCGGUGAUAUUGCUUUUCGAUACUUGAAAUACCUGAACAAUCAACCACCGGAAGACAAUCAAGCUACUAAUCACGUCACAGUGUCGGAUAUAAAUCAAAAUAUGCUGAAUGUUGGCCAAGAGCGAUACAAAAGGCUUAACAUAAAACCCACAAAUUGUACGGUUGAUUGGGUUUGUGCAAACGCAGAAGAAUUGCCAUUCGAAGAUAAUUCAUAUACAGCAUACACAAUUGCAUUCGGGAUACGCAAUGUAACACACAUUGAUAAGGUGCUUUCUGAGGCUUACAGAGUACUUAAACCAGGAGGUCGCUUCAUGUGCCUCGAGUUCAGUCAUGUCUCCAAUGACUAUUUAAGAUGGGUUUACGAUCAGUACUCGUUCCAAGUCAUCCCACCGAUGGGUCAGAUACUUACCAGUCAAUGGCAGCCAUACCAGUAUUUGGUGGAGAGUAUACGAAAAUUUCCUAAGCAAGAAGAAUUCAAAGGAAUGAUUCAAAAUGCAGGUUUCAAAUGUGUCCAAUAUGAGGAUCUCACGUUUGGUGUUUGCGCAAUACAUUCUGGAUUCAAACUCUAAAUAUAUUUUUUAAAUACAAACCUGAACUCAUCACCAUUA
Aedes aegypti (yellow fever mosquito) is the source of this 1023-nucleotide messenger RNA. It is a transcript of the gene Coq5, whose product is annotated as 2-methoxy-6-polyprenyl-1,4-benzoquinol methylase, mitochondrial. Gene Ontology annotation, molecular function: methyltransferase activity. The transcript has 4 exons. NCBI's taxonomy places the organism in Eukaryota, Metazoa, Arthropoda, Insecta, Diptera, Culicidae. The coding region runs from base 103 to 984 and encodes 293 amino acids. Gene Ontology annotation, biological process: ubiquinone biosynthetic process. The record is from RefSeq and is a predicted model, not a curated record.